AUGAGUACAAUCACAACCACAACCACAACCACAACUCCAUCAAAAUUUUUUCAUAUAACAGCAUUUAAUAGUUCGCCUAUAUCAACAACUACAUCUGGUGCGACCACAAAAUUUGUUAGAUUUGCUACUAUAGCUGACGAUGUAAAUCAUGACGCCGAUGAUUCCGGAAGCAUAACCAGUUCAACUUGCAGCUCAAUUGAUGGUGAUGAUUUUGAUGUAGAAGGCGAUGAAUUCUUCUUUCCAAAUAGCGAUUUCGUUGUGCCAUCAAAAAUAUCAUAG
Molecule: messenger RNA, 279 nt
Organism: Entrophospora candida
Lineage: Eukaryota; Fungi; Glomeromycota; Glomeromycetes; Entrophosporales; Entrophosporaceae
Source: the annotation of a GenBank genome assembly